Messenger RNA from Bipolaris oryzae ATCC 44560, 1614 nucleotides. RefSeq lists its product as uncharacterized. The record is from RefSeq and is a predicted model, not a curated record. Gene Ontology annotation, biological process: SNARE complex assembly. The coding region runs from base 1 to 1614 and encodes 537 amino acids. The transcript has 2 exons. Gene Ontology annotation, cellular component: lytic vacuole; endosome. Gene Ontology annotation, molecular function: SNARE binding. Lineage: Eukaryota; Fungi; Ascomycota; Dothideomycetes; Pleosporales; Pleosporaceae.
AUGGACUGCGACAUCUGCGGGAAAACCGGCGGCCCCAGCCAGCCUUUCCACUGCAUGACAUGCGCCCGCUCAUACCUCGAACAGCCCCGCAUCGAGCUCGCAAGGACGCUGAUAGACCGUGAUGGCGUCGAGAAGCAUGUCAAGGCAAUCAUAAACGGCUCCGAGGACCAGGCGAUACAGCACGUCUCGCUGGUGGACUCCAAGGGAGGACUUUUGGUCGAUAGGCAGGAAUGCACAAAUAAUCUAAACUGGGAAAGGACAAAGGCCGAGACGACAGAAAUACAGGAGCGAGUGAGGGAUAUAUCAGAGCAUACGAAUAGACUUCGCGAACAGAUCGAUGCCACACGAAAGCUACUCGAGGCGAAACGCGCAGCCAACGCGCAGCGAAAGUCGGACCUUUCUUCAGCCACAUAUGGGAUCGAGUCGCGACGGGCGAAUGAGUUGGAUAAAGUCCAGCAAAAGAUCAAGAGGCUGGACUACAAUGCGGACAAGAUGCAUCACGAUACGAUAGACUUGCGCAUGCAGCUGUGCACGACUGCUGCGAAGCUUGCGGGUCUAAAGAUGCAGCGGCGAAAGACCAGAGAUGGCAGCAUCAAGGAGGUCUUCAACAUUGGGCCCGGCUCACGCCUACGGAUACACGACCUCCGGGAUCUGAAUGAUGUACCUCCAGACGGCCUGUCUGCCUCACUGGCUGCUGUGGCUCAGCUUCUCGUCCGCGUUGCGGCCUACCUGGGGAUCCGUCUUCCGGCCGAAAUUACACUUCCCCAUAGUGAUUAUCCACAACCGACCAUCUUUAGUCCAGCAUCGUCGUACCAAGGAAAGAAGGUACCUUUUCCUGGGUCAACGCCUUCACAUUCAUCAAAUGCCAGCCCAGAGGCCUCUCGCACGCUUGAGGCACGCAUACACCUCCCUAAGCCCCGUACGCUGUUUGUCGAUCGACCUUUGAGCCAUCUCUCUGCCGAGGAUCCCCCUGCUUAUUCGUCGUUUAUCGAAGGUGUCUCGCUGCUGGCAUACAAUGUAGCGUGGCUCUGUCGGACUCAGGGUAUGAAGGACAGCUUCAAGCAGUGGGAAGAUACGUGUUCGAUGGGUCGCAAUCUGUACAGACUGCUUAUUGCGCAAGAGUCAUACAACGCACAGCGGCUGGAGAACGCAUUUGACAAGGAUAUCACGACAUCAAAGUCAUCCCGGUUUAUACUUCGAAAGACGCCUGUGGGGUUUGGGCAGCUGUCACAUGCAACAUCACAUUCCUACCUGGGCAUGGCGGAGAAUGCAAACUACAUUAGCGGAUGGGGCCUAUCGCCUACAAAGGUAGUUGACGAGCUCAAGGCGUUCUUGCUUGCCGAGCAACAGGCGCAGGAAUGGGAUGUGCUGAACCAGAAGGAAUGGGAGGAUAUGGAGAACUUGAUUGCCGAGGAUCCGGUCGUUGUUGGAGAGAAGCGACGAGGCAAUACGGGCUUAGACGAUGGACGGAGCUAUCUCACUUCGAACAUGGCCAAUGGAAAGUCUGUAGGGUUACGCAAGGGUGAUGCAUCUGAAGGGGAGCAGGCAGGGCGGAAGAAGGGUGUAAGCGGCUACGUUAAGCUCAAGAGUAGGCCCGGGGAUGACGCAUACUAG